This is a messenger RNA of Trypanosoma cruzi, 1287 nucleotides long. RefSeq lists its product as uncharacterized. The record is from RefSeq and is a predicted model, not a curated record. Lineage: Eukaryota; Euglenozoa; Kinetoplastea; Trypanosomatida; Trypanosomatidae. The transcript has a single exon. Bases 1 to 1287 code for a protein of 428 amino acids.
AUGCAAGGCGAGGGCUCACGCGCGGCUCUUGCGUCUUCGGCCUGCAGGGCAAAACCGCCUCUUCUUCUACAUCUUGGGCGCGUAAUCACACCGCAGAGCCUCCGUCGCGCGAGACAGUAUGUGGAUCUUCUUGCCAACCCGCCUUCGCCGCCGCACCCUUUUGGCGUCUUUCUUGAGGAAGCAGCGCGUCUACGGAGUCGGGCCGCCGCUGCGGCAUCACACAACACUGCGAGAUGUGCAGAGAAUGGUGAGGGAGUGUCAUCCGGAUCAGCAGUUGUGGGGGCUGAAGACGCAGAGGUGUCUUCGUUGUUGGAGUUGUUGCGGAGGGAACAGGGCUAUUCCACGGGGAGCGCGAUGCACCGCAUUUGGGUCCAACAACCACGGGAGUAUCUUGCGGGGAUGGCGCAGCGGAUUGCAGAUCUUGUCUUGACGCGUGUGAUGCCGUUGGUUGCUAGCGAAAGAAAAGGAGGAGAAUACUCUCAUUCUCAGAGUGAAGCAAACAACACGAGUAGGAAGACGCAGUUUGUCAAGCAGGAGAGAGACAAUUACGACAUCCACGUGCGCUUUCUCCCCUCUUCCGCUUCUUCUCUUCAGGUCCAUGCACCCAUCGCGAAAGUCUUCUGUGCAGAAAUUACCGUGCGAGAAGCAGAGGCCCUGCGGCGUCUUGAGGAGGAUGCAGACCUGCUGCGGACGCAGUACACUUCCGUGGCGGCUGAGGGGCAGACAGUCCAGAGUGCGUUGGCUUUUUGGCGUGCAAUAAAAAUGGAUGCGGCUGCGGAGGAAAACGAGGGGCCGUCGGCUGAUGAUGCGUUAUCGGCCGUCGUGCUCGGUCGUGCCCGCAAUCCAGCGGAUGAAAAACGUGCCCGCAGGCUUUCUGCUGGGGGAGCGGACGCUCUUUGGAUGCAGCCGCCCAACAAGCGUCCACGACAGGCUGCAGCAAGUACCACAGCAGCUGCCGGCAUCAAUUUGUCUAGCAGGAGGAAGCUGGCGGCGCCACAAACGACAGGAUUGGAGCCGCCGCGAGUUCCGUUGCAGAGCACGGCAGGGCUUGUGGCGGUGUUUUAUCUCGCGUUCAGCGGGACUUUGUACACUGGCGUACUUUGCGGUGCAGCGGAGGAGGGGGAUCCAUACCCGGCCCCGGUCCCGCACCGCACAUAUGCAGCCUCUGAUGGCAGCGUGACAGGCAAGCGUGUGGAAACGACGGCACCACCGUUGGAUGCUGAGCCCGUUUUUUUUCUUCCCUGCGCUGCCAGCAACAGUUUUGUUCGCGGCCUACUCGGGCUGUAG